Molecule: messenger RNA, 485 nt
Organism: Rubroshorea leprosula
Lineage: Eukaryota; Viridiplantae; Streptophyta; Magnoliopsida; Malvales; Dipterocarpaceae
Source: the annotation of a GenBank genome assembly
GAGAAGUAUACUCUUGCAAACCAUCUCUUCUGGGGCUUAUGGGGAAUAAUUUCGGGUCAUGUAAACAAGAUAGACUUUGACUAUAUGGAGUAUGCAAGGCAGAGGUUUGAGCAGUACUGGUCGAGAAAGCCCUUGCUCAUGGGUUCCUGAGGCCAUUUUUCAUGAAGAAGAAAGAAGAAAUCUUAAGUUCUGCUUAAGAUUGACAAAAUACUUGACAUGUAUAAUGAAUGGUGGAGCAAGUUUAGAUAUACAGAGUGGGAAGGAUGCAAAAUAGAAUAGUAUGUAUUAAAGCAUUGGGAGGGUUCAUGGUUUGAUGACUUAGAUCCCUAUGUGAAAUAACAUCCUUCCUCUUCCCUUUGCCUCCCUAUUUAUCUUGUUUACAGUAUAUUAGCUGAUUUACACAGUUUUUGUCUCACAUAACAUUAUAUUGAUUUUCAUAUAAUAGGAUUACAAUCAUAAUUUGUUAUUAAAAUAACUUUUUUUAA